AUGAACUUCGACAGUGUGCAGUACACUCCAGGCGUGGCCAGCGGCUUCCCGGACUCGAGAACCUGCCUGCUACACCAGAAGCUGCAGAUGCUGAACGUGUGCAUGGAACGGCGCACGCUACGUGACGGUGGACUCCCGUUUGCAAUGCGACCAAGCACAACAGGAACCACGGGAUCCGGACCGGGAGCGGGAACCGGUGGUGGUGACCAGUCGGAUGAAGAGUUCUUUGACUGUUCGGACGAUGAGCAAGAGUCCGGUGCAACAGGACGGUUGUCUCGGCUCGGCAACAUGCUGCUGGUAAACUCGGACGAACCGUUGUACAUUCCGGUCACGCAAGAACCCGUCCCGAAGACGGAGGAUCAGCUCGAAGACGAUGCGGAGGUAAUGCUAAAGCUCGGUCCCGGCAGUGAGCUCUGCACGCAGAUGAUGAGCGCAUCGCUGCUGUCCGACAUGGAAAGCUUUAAGGCGGCCAACCCGACCGGACAGCUGGAAGACUUUAUCCGGUGGUACAGUCCGCGCGAUUGGAUCGAGGACGAACCGGUGGAUGAGCAGGACCCGUUCGGUCGGAAAGGGCACCUAAGCGCACGGAUGCUGAUUCCGGGCAAUACCUGGCAGACGGUAUGGGAAGGUGCCAGGCCCAUCCCGGCACGACGUCAAAAGCGGCUGUUCGAUGAUACACGCGAAGCGGAGAAGGUUCUGCACUUCCUAGAGUCGCGUACGAUCGGCCAGAUUGCUCAACUUACGAUGGCCACACUGUUUCACGUUGGCGUACUAACGCUGACGCAACAUGCCACCCCGGAUCGGGCCGUUGUUCCGCAGUUCGAAGAAACGAUUGACCACAUGACAGCGGCCUGUUGUCGAUUGUCGCGAGAAAACUGGAGCAACGGCACAACCGGAACCGGUCCCGCACGGGCCAACUCUCAAACCAAGUACGAACAGCAGUUACUCGCUGAAAUGAUGCAGCUCGAAUGUACCGUCACACAGGCACGCAGCUUACAGCGAAAGCUGUUCCCGGUUGGAUCGAGCGAAAGCUCUCCGUUGUCCGACGAAAAGCUCGCGCAAGAAAGGCAGCUUGUACAGGGUUUGUUGCAAGCGCGUGAAACAAAUCUACUAGAGGGCGCUAACAGUCCCACGGCCGGUCAGUUGAUGGGGUUGUUUGCUGAAGCUAAAAGAGCGGCAAACGAACAAGGAAACAACGAGCAGCAGCAGCAGUCGAGUGGCAAUACCCUGCCGGAUCCAAUCGAAAAACAGUUUACUCUGCGGCUUAGUGGCAACACCGUCAGCAAGGGUGCAGGGUCACCACAAUUUUUAAGAGCAAUACUGAUGCCACAAGAAUUUCGUCUAUGUGGAGCGUUCAGCCGCAAUACUACAUUUUACUAG
Anopheles marshallii is the source of this 1380-nucleotide messenger RNA. RefSeq names its product rab3 GTPase-activating protein catalytic subunit-like. The record is from RefSeq and is a predicted model, not a curated record. The coding region runs from base 1 to 1380 and encodes 459 amino acids. The transcript is spliced from 4 exons. Gene Ontology annotation, biological process: positive regulation of GTPase activity. NCBI's taxonomy places the organism in Eukaryota, Metazoa, Arthropoda, Insecta, Diptera, Culicidae. Gene Ontology annotation, molecular function: GTPase activator activity.